AUGCAUCUUCCGAAGUAUUGGAAUUACGAUAUACUUUUCUGGUGGAUAAGUCCAAUAUUAAAAUUAGGUUAUAAACGUCAAUUAGAAGAAGGUAACUUAUUCGAAUUAUCGCCGGAUGAUGAAUCACAACUGUUAUUAAAUCGAAUUGAAACAGAAUGGAAUGAGAAGAACGUUCAACGACGAAAAGAUAAGAAAAGGAGGAUAAGAAUAUGGUCUGUUAUCUUAAGUACAUUUUGGAAAGAAUUUUUACUAAGUGGUUUAAUUUUAAUUCCAUUUCUGUUAGUACGUAUAGCACAGCCUUUACUUUUAAAAGAAAUUAUUCUUAUAAUAUCGUCAUCAAAUUCCAACCAAUUGUUAUCACCAGUACGUGAUGGUUACUUGUACGCAGUUGGUCUAAGUUUAGCAAUACUAUGCCAAAUAUUUUUACAUCAACAAUACUUUUUUCGUACAACUCGUCUUGGUAUGCAACUACGUAAUGCCUUAUCUGCAUUAAUCUAUAAACGUAUGUUAAAAUUGAAGCAAAAUUCAUUGCAGAAGACAACAACGGGUGAAAUUGUUAAUUUAAUAUCAAAUGAUAUCGGUAAAUUUGAACAAUGUUGUGCAUAUUUUCAUUUUCUAUGGGAAGUACCGUUGGAAGCUAUAGUAUUUUUUAUAUUAAUUUAUCUACAAAUUGGCUUGUUUCCAACACUCUUUGGUUAUGCUAUCAUCUUAUUCUUAGUUUUAUUACAAAUAUUAUUUAGUAAAAUGUUUGCAAAAUAUUGUCGUCAAACUGCAACAUGGACUGAUAAACGUGUGAAAUUGAUAAAUGAAAUUCUCAUGGGUUGUGAAAUUAUUAAAAUGUAUUCAUGGGAAAAAUCAUUGGAAAAUGUUGUCUGUAAUGAAUUACGUCAAAGAGAAACGAAAUCUAUAGAGCGUGCUAAUCGUCUACGUGCAGUUAAUAUGGGUUUAUAUUUUUCAUAUUUAUCAUUUACUGCUCUUGCUACGUUUGGCGGUGGUCUCUGGCUAAUGAAUCGUCCUCUUUUACCAACGACAUUGUUUACAACGUUAGCAUUUUUCGCUAUACUACGUUUUCCUUUAACAUCGUUUUUCCCUACAACGAUUGAAAAAUUUAGUCAAACAUUAAUUGCGACAAGACGCAUUGAUACAUUUAUGAACCUGAAUGACGAUACAGAAGAAAAGGAAAAGAAUACGAAAGAGACAAAUGCUGAAACAGGAACAAUUUUAAUUGAAAAAGCUUCAUUUGCAUGGGACAAUGUCUCUGCUCCUCAACUUCGGGAUAUUAAUUUAAACAUAAACUCUGGCGCACUCGUCGGUAUUCUAGGUACAACCGCUAGUGGUAAAUCGUCAUUAUUGUCAGCUAUCUUAGAUGAAAUGAUCAUGUCAAAGUCUAGUGAUAGUAAAAAACUGGUCAGUGGUCAGUUUGCCUAUGUAUCACAAAGUGCUUGGAUCUUCCCUGGCACAAUCCGUGAGAAUAUUUUAUUUGGAAAAGUAUUAGAUGAAUUAAAAUAUAGACAAGUUAUUCUAGCAACGUGUUUAAAAGACGAUUUAAAACAGUUUGAACCGGCUGGUGAUUUAACUGUCAUCGGUGAUAAAGGUGUGAAUUUAAGUGGUGGACAAAAGGCAAGAGUUAAUUUAGCACGUGCACUCUAUUGUUUAAAUGAUGCAAAUAUUUUCCUAUUUGAUGAUCCUCUGGCUGCGGUUGAUAGUAAAGUUGCAGAAAAAAUCUUUACAAAAUGUAUUAGUAACAACGGGCUCUUAAAAAAUAAGACACGUCUUCUUGUUACACAUCAAAUACAAUUUUUACCACAAACUGAUUACUGUCUUGUACUAGAUAAUGGUAAAAUAAAGAAGCAAUGCCAUUUCAAUGAGCUAUUAGAAACGGACAUUGACAUUAAACAACUUUAUGAACAACAACAUACGACUGAGGACAAUAAAAAUAAUAGGAAACAACGUGGCAGAGCGAUGUCAAUAACUAGUGUAACGGAUACUGAUGACAUAAGAACAGAUAGAAGUAUGACGGCGACGAGUGUAACUAGUGCGGGAAUGUUUGAAAUGUCUACCAUUGAAGAUGAAAAUAGUAUUGUUAAAACUGAACAAUCAUCAGCAUCUAGCGGCCGUGUACAAGGUAAAGUCUGGCUGAAACUGUUUACUUUAGGUUACGGAUGGUUGGGUUUUAUAGUAUUUAUUUUUCUGAUGAUUGCGGGUGAAGUUUUAUUUGAUGUUACAAAUCGUUGGUUAAGUUUAUGGUCUGCAAAAUCAUUUGAAAAGCAACGUGAAGUAUACAAUGCUGCAGUGUAUUUAGGAUUGAGCUUAGCUACAUUAUUAAUAUCACUAGUUCGUUCCAUUUUCUUUUUUCAAUUAUUGCUGAAUAGUUCAACGGUACUACAUAAUCAAAUGUUUAAAGGUGUAUUGUAUAGUUCCCUACGGUUUUAUGAAUCAAACCCAAUUGGUCGUGUAUUGAAUCGUUUCAGUAAAGAUCAGCAAACAGUUGAUGAAUUAUUACCAAUGACUUUCUAUGAAUCAUUACAAUCUUUGACAAUGACAAUUGGCAGUCUAGUUAUUAUUGGUAUUGCUAAUCCAUGGGUAUUAUUUAUUCUACUGUUAAUUAUACCGGUAAUUCUAUGGUUACGUCACUAUUCCGUACGUACAUCAACGGAAAUUAAACGUCUUGAUAGUAUGACGCGUAGUCCAAUCUAUUCGCUCUUUUCAUCAUCUUUAAGUGGCAUACCGAUUAUACGUUCAUAUAAAGUUGAAUACUAUUUAAUCGAUCAAUUUUUGAAAAAUUUAGAUCGGAACACACGUACAUCAGUUAUAUUUCUAGGUGCAACACGUUGGUUCGGAUUGAGAAUUGAUUCAAUGACAUGUUUAUUAACACUUUUAACAGCAAUAUUAUCCGUCGGAUUACGUACAAAAUUAAAUCCAGCAUCAGUUGCAUUAGCACUUACCUAUUGUAUAAAUCUUACCGGUGUGUUCCAGUGGGCUGUCCGUCAGUCGGCUGAAACCGAAAACUAUAUGACAAGUACAGAACGUGUCUAUGAAUACUCACAACUUCCAUCAGAACCUGAUCUACUUCACACCACCAAUGCAUUAUCGGUUGUCGGCAGUACCACAAGUAGCUGGCCACAAAGGGGUGAAAUUGAAUUUCAGAAUUAUAAAUUACGUUAUCGUCCAGAACUGGAUUUUGUUCUCAAAGGUUUAAGUGUUAAAAUCGAUUCAAACGAAAGAAUUGGUAUUUGUGGCCGUACAGGUGCCGGGAAAUCCUCAAUAUUUCAAGCCAUAUUUCGUCUCACAGAUAAAACAACAUGUACCGAUGGACAAUUAUUAAUUGAUGGUAUAGAUAUCAAUACAUUGAGUUUAAAUCAAUUACGUUCAGCACUGAAUGUUAUACCACAAGUACCCGUACUAUUUAGUAAUACGUUGAGAUAUAAUUUAGAUCCAUUCAACACGUAUACAGAUGAACAGUUGUGGCAAGCACUAGAAGAUGUGCAAUUAAAAGAGACCGUAAUAAAUUUAAGCGGAAAAUUAGAAACACAAGUUGCUGAGUAUGGACAAAAUUUUAGUGUUGGUGAAUGUCAGCUGAUAUGUAUUGCUCGUGCUAUAUUAAAAUCACAAAGUAGUAAAAUCUUAUUAAUUGAUGAAGCAACGGCCAAUGUCGAUAUUCGUACAGAUCAAUUAAUACAACGUAUUAUACGUGAAAAAUUUAAAAAUCAAACAGUUCUGACAAUUGCACAUCGUCUACAUACAAUAGCUGAUAAUGAUAAGAUAUUAUUGUUAGAUAACGGCAAAGUUUUAAAUUAUGACGCGCCCAAGAAUUUAUUAUUUUUAAAACAAACACAGCACCAGUCAUCACUACCAACAGAACAGAAUAGUGAAACUUACAAUACAUAUCUUUAG
Didymodactylos carnosus is the source of this 3894-nucleotide messenger RNA. The record is from the annotation of a GenBank genome assembly. NCBI's taxonomy places the organism in Eukaryota, Metazoa, Rotifera, Eurotatoria, Philodinida, Philodinidae.